CGUGCCGUCACACCCGUAGAGUCCUUCGACACCAACAUCUACCAGGUCUCUAUGGGGCAUGACCUCAGCUACCAGUUCGGACAGAAAGGAGCGGAGUUGAACCGUUUCAGAGACGACGAGAUCGUCUUUGGGAGGCUGAACGAGCCGUCGGCAGCCAGUCCACGCCCUGAUAGUGCUGGUAGUUUGGCCAUUUUCCGCAGCUCCAGCAGUGAUGAGUUCCAGUCACCGCUGAGGGCUUUCUUAGACUUUGGUGUGUGAGAGGACCGUCUGUAUACAUAAAGUAAUAAAAGACAUAGAACGUUACAGUAGUUUGACAUUUAUAGGUAGUUUUAUUGUUUGCUAGAAAAAUGUAUGAUUAAUUACAAUGAACAUUGGCCCAGACAAAUUAUCUUCAUCUAUUAAACAUUUAUAUUUAUUACAGCGCUCAUAAUUUACACAGUUUAAGUUCAAGCUUUGAUGCUACAGUGAAUGAUUAAGCGGUUAAUUGCUAUUGCGAUCGUUAAAUGAUAAGCAGUAGCUAUAGAAAUUAAGAAUAUGCAAUAGCUGAGAUCGUCUAUCUGGGCAUGCAUUAAAUAAGAUAUGUUAUAAGAAUUGGAAAAAUAUGCUUUCUUUCUUUCCAGUGGUGACUUGAUAUUUGGUUUGAUUAUU
Messenger RNA from Lingula anatina, 648 nucleotides. RefSeq lists its product as uncharacterized. The record is from RefSeq and is a predicted model, not a curated record. NCBI's taxonomy places the organism in Eukaryota, Metazoa, Brachiopoda, Lingulata, Lingulida, Lingulidae.